CUUAAGGCCCGAACGACAGUCUGGCAACACUGGCGCGAGGCCGAACUUUGCUGUCCUGGGGAAAAUUCGUGAAAAACUAUCUGCCGAUUUUUCGGUGGCCAUGCCCGUGAUUACCAAAUAAUCCGGACGGACAGCGGACAUGCUGUUCCUCAUUGACGGCCCGUCAUAAGCCGUUCUCCACCAAAUAGGAAACGAAACUGCUAAAGCCAAAAACCAAAGCGUUUUUGCAACCGCUGGACCCGUAGUAGAGUCAGAGUCAGUGUCCCCCCAGAAAAAUAUGACACCGUUCGAUGAUUUCGUUUAUUUGAUAAAUCAUGUUUUGUUGGGCGAGGAGCCGACCAUUGAAGACUUUAUACUGCUGGUGGGCACGCUGGUGGCCUUCAUAGCCUUCAUACUUUGGUGUUGCUUUCCCAUCCAACCCAAGGAACCGGGACCGCAUCGCCAGUUUACCUGCAAAAUCAUCCAGAAUCCCAUCAAGGCCUUCGACGCGGCCCCCACCACUGAGGAGGCGGCCAAUGCGGCUGGAAGUAGCUCGACCUCUGGUGCCACCGGAGGCAACACCUCCAGCUGCAUGCAGUACAAUGGCAGCUCCUCCAGCGGUAGCUACAGCAAAAAUGGCACCGUUGCCAUGCACAACUACUAUGUCAAGAAUGGACAUCACUGCUGCACCUAAUUGUGGGAUGGAAGUCCCAUCAUCAUCAUCGAUAGCACCACCACCAUCACCAGUAGUAUCACUAGCCAUCGCCCAUGUCCAAGGCUGGGCGAUGCUGCUUAGUUAUCGCUGCUCAUUGUGGCGCUUUGAUCCUUGCUACCAUUUAGAGAGCACAGUCAUCCGUAUGCGGCCAGCAUAUCGAUUAGGAUUUGUGCCAAUUGGUUCGAAGACAGGUUGUUAGGCAGCAGCUGAAAGCUGUAACAGGCACAUUUGAAUUGUAAUUGCUCAGACUGAUUUGUUUACGGAGGAACAGGAUGAUCAGGCGGAACAGGAGGAGGAGGAAAACAGGCUUGCAGGACAACAGACACACACACACACUUGUGUAUUAGUUUCUAACAGGUUUCUAAAACUUGUGCGAGAUGUUGUAUUGUGUUUUUUGUGUGUGUAUUGAUUUUAUAGAGAUCAGAAUGCACACUCUAACUCUUAAGUACUAAGCACGCGUGGCAGCAUCUCUCUCCUAACUUCCAAUUUCCCCCCCUUUUGAUCCCGAUUCGAUGCCGAAAUAUUCCAAAAAUCCAAGACAUUUUGCCCACAAUGCGAGUGAGCAAACAAAACAAGAAACAAAAACGAUUUAAUCUCCCAUAAAUAAUAAUAUAUAUAUAUAUAAAUAUCUCUAAGAUACACACCAAUGGAUUAGAAUAGUAUUUUUUUCCUUAAAUCGCUAUUGAUUUUCUUUAUAAUUGCUAAUUAAUAAUUGUAUUUGUAUUUGAAUUAAUUGUUCGUCAUGUGUAAAAUGUGUGUGGUGUAUAUUUAUUGUAUGUUAGCCGAUAUUUGAUCUCAUUUAAUGAUUCUUUUGUGUGUUUAUUUUUUUUGUGAUGUAUAACUCCAAGAUAAUUCCGACAACACACUCCAUCACUCCUCCACUGCGCGUAGGGCUUGUAAAUCCCUCUAAAAAAAAAAAAACAAAAAUAUAAAAUACAAGAAAGCAAAGUGAAAGCCAA
Molecule: messenger RNA, 1653 nt
Organism: Drosophila ananassae
Lineage: Eukaryota; Metazoa; Arthropoda; Insecta; Diptera; Drosophilidae
Exons: 3
Coding region: 278-673 (131 amino acids)
Source: RefSeq, a predicted model, not a curated record